CUUCUUUCCUGCCUCCAUCGGCCCUCUUCCUCCAAACAGGUCUUGCAGAGGACCAGGAUCUGAAGUCUGGUCUCCAAAGCUGGCACCUGCCCUUAAAGAUUCCCACUCCAUCUCGCCCCCACAAAGCCCUUCCUAUAGUAGGAGUGGCUGAGCCAGACAGUCCUGAUGCCGAAGAACAGCAAAGUGUCACAGCGGGAACAAAGCACUGAGCCGGUCACAGAAUCAGUGGCUGACCUACUGGCCCUUGAAGAGCCUGUAGACUAUAGGCACAGUGUCUUAAAUGUGGCUGCAGAAAACUGGAACAAACAGCAGGAUGUGGAGGAACCUGGUGAGGACAGGCCGGCAUGGAACAGCAAGCUGCAGUACAUUUUGGCUCAGAUUGGCUACUCUGUGGGGCUGGGGAACGUCUGGCGGUUUCCAUAUUUGUGUCAAAAGAAUGGUGGAGGUGCCUAUCUGGUCCCAUAUCUGGUCCUGCUUAUCCUCAUUGGACUCCCCCUCUUUUUCCUGGAGUUGGCUGCAGGCCAAAGAAUCCGCCGGGGCAGUGUAGGAGUGUGGAACUACAUCUGCCCCCGGUUGGGGGGCAUUGGAUUCGCUAGCUGCCUAGUCUGCUUGUUUGUUGGGCUCUAUUACAAUGUGAUCAUCGGGUGGAGCAUCUUUUACUUUUUCAAGUCCUUCCAGUCCCCUCUGCCUUGGAGUGAGUGUCCUGUCUUAAAAAACGGCUCCAUGGCAACUGUGGAACCCGAAUGUGACAAAAGCUCAGCUACGACCUUCUUCUGGUACCGAGAUGCCCUGGACAUUUCCGACUCCAUUUCAGAGGGUGGCGGGCUGAACUGGAGAAUGACCUUGUGCCUACUGGCGGCUUGGAGCAUUGUGGGCUUGGCCAUGAUCAAAGGAAUCCAAUCCUCUGGGAAGGUGAUGUAUUUCAGCUCCCUCUUUCCUUACGUGGUGCUGAUCUGCUUCCUGGUCCGAGGGUUGCUCUUGAGGGGAGCAAUAGAUGGGAUCCUGCACAUGUUCACCCCCAAGCUUGAUAAAAUGUUGGAUAUCCAAGUGUGGCGAGAAGCAGCCACUCAGGUCUUCUUUGCGCUAGGACUGGGCUUUGGUGGAGUUAUUGCUUUCUCCAGUUACAAUAAACAGGACAAUAACUGCCACUUUGAUGCAGCCCUUGUCUCCUUCAUCAACUUCUUCACCUCCAUCUUGGCUACCUUGGUGGUCUUUGCUGUGCUGGGAUUCAAAGCCAACGUCAUGAAUGAGAAGUGUGUCAUUGAGAAUGCUGAGAAGAUCUUGGGCUAUCUGAACUCCAAUAUCCUAAGCCAUGCACUUAUUCCACCCCAAGUGAACUUCUCCCAUCUCACAGCCAAGGACUACAGUGAGAUGUACGGCGUGAUAAAGACAGUCAAGAAGGAUGAGUUCGAGAAGUUGGGGCUGGAUCCCUGUCUACUGGAAGACGAGCUUAACAAGUCAGUGCAGGGAACUGGCCUCGCAUUCAUAGCUUUCACAGAAGCAAUGACCCACUUCCCAGCUUCUCCUUUCUGGUCUGUGAUGUUCUUCCUGAUGCUGAUAAACCUAGGCUUGGGGAGCAUGAUUGGGACCAUGGCUGGCAUCACCACACCCAUCAUUGACAUGUUCAAAGUGCGCAAGGAGGCAUUAACAGUCGGCUGUUGCAUUUUUGCUUUCUUUGUGGGGCUGAUCUUUGUGCAACGCUCAGGCAACUACUUUGUCAACAUGUUUGAUGAUUAUUCUGCGACACUGCCACUCACUCUUGUGGUAAUCCUGGAGAACAUUGCCGUGGCCUGGGUUUAUGGCACCAAAAAAUUCAUGCAAGAAUUAACAGAAAUGCUGGGUUUCCGACCUUACCGGUUCUAUUUUUACACAUGGAAGUACAUCUCGCCGAUCUGCAUGGCUGGCCUAAUGACAGCCAGUAUUAUUCAGCUAGCGGUCAAUCCACCAGGUUAUAAUGCCUGGAUCAGAGAAGAGGCUGCGGAGAAAUAUCUCUACUACCCGAAAUGGGCAAUGGGUAUCCUUGUCUCGCUGAUCAUCCUGGCCACCCUUCCUCUGCCCGUAGUCUUCAUCCUCCGCCAGUUCCAUCUGGUGUCAGAUGGUUCCAAUGCUCUGUCUGUCACGUACAAGAAGGGGCGUAUGAUGAAGGACAUCUCUAACUUAGAAGACAAUGAUGAGACACGUUUCAUCUUGAGUAAAGUACCCAGUGAAACCCCUUCCCCGAUGCCUACCCAUCGUUCUUACCUGGGACCAGGGAACACAUCCCCGAUGGAGAUGAGCAGCGUUGCCAAUGGACGCUAUAGCAGUGGGUACCUUAUGGCAACCACCCCUGAGUCUGAACUGUGACCGUCAACCAGCAACCCACCCCUGCUUCCUGGGUGAAGGACAGGAGGUCAUAGAAAAGGAGCCUGUGCUUUAGAACCCCUUCCCAGAAAUUACAGCAGCCAGGUAGGAAGGGAAGGAGCCUGCCUUCUGGUAAUCUCCAGCCAAAAUAUCAAAUCUUUCCUCAGUGAAUAAUAGUAAUAAGCUAUUGCAAUAAAUUUUAUGGGCACAAGGAAAAUUUUAACCAAUCGGUACCCCAAAAAACAAAACAUUUGUGUUCAAGCAAUCGGAGGCUGGAAAAGGAAGUCAGAUUAAGGCAAUGGCCAAAGAAAAAGUUUCAUGUUCCCAGAAGCCCUCUCCUUGUCCCUCCCUUUCCUCUAGUUGGGAGAAGAGAUGUUUUCUCAUUCCACUGCAUAUGUCUAACCACCACUGUUCACAGUGCAAGGAAGAUUCAUUUCUUGAUACAGAUUCCACUUGUCAUUUUAUAGUCUGAUAAUAUCAAAAACGCACAGCCUCGGUGAACACUUCUUACAAGUCUGGGUCAAGAUAUAGUUUAUGUAGGCAGCACAUUGCCAUGCCUGGUGAUGCCAUCACAUAUCGGCCACGCCAUUGCUGAUGUUGGAUCAAAAACUGUAAACAUUGAGGGG
Molecule: messenger RNA, 2966 nt
Organism: Elgaria multicarinata webbii
Lineage: Eukaryota; Metazoa; Chordata; Lepidosauria; Squamata; Anguidae
Gene: SLC6A17
Product: solute carrier family 6 member 17
Exons: 12
Coding region: 166-2343 (725 amino acids)
Biological process (GO): sodium ion transmembrane transport; L-leucine transport; proline transport
Cellular component (GO): membrane; synaptic vesicle
Source: RefSeq, a predicted model, not a curated record